Messenger RNA from Spirodela intermedia, 18158 nucleotides. The record is from the annotation of a GenBank genome assembly. Lineage: Eukaryota; Viridiplantae; Streptophyta; Magnoliopsida; Alismatales; Araceae.
AUGGUACGGCUGGCACAACAAUCGCGCCGCCGCAUUUGCGCAUUGCCGGUGGGAGCGUCUGCGGGAGGAGCAUCGGAUGUAUCAGUCAUUGGCAGAGAAUCCCUUGUGUCGAGGUGGAUGUGCCUGGUGUCGUCGUACUCACCCUCGUGUCUCUUCUCCACGGGGACUGGCUGCGCCGGUGCCAGGGAUGAGGAGAGUGAUCCAGAGCCGCUGCCGCUGCCGCUGCCGCCGCCGACCCGGCCCGUCCUGGUGAGUGUUUGGGUCUCGUUCGGAGUUUGAUCGUCUCGUUCGCCCGGUGAGUUUCUCGUUGAAUGUUGUUGAUAGGUCCGCGACUUCAUCAGGUCUGCUCUGUACGACCCAGAUCACGGCUACUUCUCCAAGCGGUCAGGUUCCGUCGGGGUGCUCGACAGGAGCAUUAAUUUCAAUCAGCUUCAAGGUUAUGUACCUCUAACACUAGGAUUAUCGAUUACCACGGCUGGAAGCUAAUGCAGGAAUAGAACAAAGCUGCUGCCAAAUACCCAAAAAGUUGUUUCCAUUGCUCAAGAAACAAUGACAUGCUUGUGUGGCAUACAGCCAUUUUUUAUGAAGGGAGGGGGGGUGGGAAUCACCUAGGACAUGGUGUCUCAUCCAAUUACCUUACCAGACUGAAGCUUGAUCUUGUAGCUCUUUUUCAAAUUUUCCUAAACUUGCGUUGAAAAACUUGUAAAAGCCAGUUCGACAUGCAGCUGAUUGGGUUGGGGUUUCAUUUCAAUGUCUGUUCCUAUGUGGCACGCUUUAAAUAAUGCUCAAUUUGUACUCAAAUUUGUCUCCAAUGAAAUCGACGACCUUUUUAUGGUAAAGACGCAGGAAAGCUAUCUGCCUCUCAUGAUCUUCCAUAUCAUUGUCAUUGUUACCAUCAUCAUUACCACAUCACUGUCAUCGUUUUUGUUCUAAUCAAUUCCAACUUCAUAGGGAAGCAUUAUCAGCAGAAUUUGGCACUAAGCACAACUCGUGAAUGUAAAAUAUUAUUACUGACCUUUUAUGAGUGUUCUUACCUCACUAGUCUUGUGGUCUGCUUGGAAAUCCUUUCACAGUUACUCAUGAAAUUCUUAGGGGCUUCGUGAUUCACUGAGUGACUUUUUCUCGAUAAUGAGAAUCAAGUUUGUAGCUCUAAGCUUGGUUGCAUCUUUUAGUGCUUUGGACGGAUUUACCUGCCUUCCUUUGCUGAAGCAUUGAGCUUCAGAUAAUUGUUCUGAAUGGUAUGCAGUGGGAAGAGCUUGUUUCUUGAGAUCUGUGUGUUUUGUUCAAUGUUAUCAAAGUAUGAAGAAAAACCCAAGUUUAUGAAGAGAAUUUGGUUGAUUCACAAUCGCUACCGGACUACCAUUAGCCUCUGACUUCUUCAAUGCAGGCACCCUGAAAGCCUCUACUAUUUCGUGCACUUUUUUUUUUCUUCCUUUUGAAAUUCGUUGAUAUGUGGUGCAUAUUUUUUAUAUAGUCAAUGAGGUGUGGUGUGCUUGCGAUAUAAUGGAUAGAUAGUGUGGAACUUACACAAUGUUUAUUUAGCAAAAGAACAAAUUAACUUUAUUUUUAUGCUGAGGCCUUAUGUCACGGAGAGUUCUCUUUAUUUGUGUUAUGCACGUUGUUUUAACCUUUCAGUUAAUAUAUCCUGGGGGCUGAAAUUAAUCUUUUAUAGGUAGGAACGCUUACAUGAGACACCUGCACAGUCUAUACAAGAAGCAUGACAUUGCAUGGUUUACACCAGUGGAGCUUUUCAAGGUAAGGAUUGUCUUUUCAAGUUUUAGCUUAGAGUUCAAGAAAGAGGAACUUGCAAGAUGAACCCGUUGUAGCUGAAGUAGCACUGGACAUCUCAGGGAAUAAGUUUCAGGUUGGGGAUUGCCAUGGAAUAUGGAAUCUUUUCAGUAGUCAGUGCAUAUUAAGGCUUGCUAAUGCAUGCUUAAACUGUGAAGAGAGGUUCGGGAAGGAUUAUUCUGUUGACUUUUUAAAGAGAGGUAGCUGUUUUUAUUUUUUCAUCCACUUUCAGAAAUUAAACAGGUGUGAGAAAGAGAAAUUUCCUACGAAGGAAAUACUAAAUGAAAUUUGUUGUUCGUAUGGAUAAGUUAAUAAGCCGUGGUUUUGAAGAUAGGCCAAAAACGCCACGAGCUCUGAAGGAAAAAAUAUAUUUAUUGGUUGAAUAAAUAUCGCUACGAGCAUCCUGUGAUAUGUUGUUGUAUAUAGCCGACGUAAGAGAGCCUUUUCAUGUAUUUUUUUGCUCGGUUUAUUUAUCUAUCAAAUUCAUUCCCUAGUUAAUGAGCUGUUGUCGAGCAAGUCUUAUAUCACUAGGGGAGUUUGUGACUUCCUACUGAAUUGGCUCAGGGUUUUUAUUUGAUAAGAUAUAUUUCUCUAUGAAUGUAUUUUACUGACGCCACAUGUCCAUUCCCACCUUGAAUUAUCGAUAUGAUAGUUCCUGGUGUUUACUCUUGGUUCGAGUCUAAUGUGGAAUGUCUGCCAAUGACUAUUUGUGGAUUUAUUUGGCCUUUAUUUUUACUGUUCUUCAGCCAUGGUAUGCACAUGGUAUUGCAGAAGCAAUUUUACGUACGGCAAACCUCUCAGUCCCACUAAAGGUCAGUUCUUCCUUCCUUUUAAUACUAGGUUCAACUUCAGAAAUAUUUUUCAAUAUUUUGCAUCUUGUGCAAUAAAUUAAAGUCACUUUAUGCCAUGUUCCUUUUUUCCACAUUUGCUGUGCUCUUUUGAGGAUCACGUUUUCUUGUAAUUCUAUUCCUAUUAUUUUUUUGGUUCACAACUACGACUUGUUUAUGUUUUAGCUUUGUGAAAAUUUAUGUCCGAUUUAUUUUCUCGCUGAUAAAAAAGUUUUGACUAUUUUAUGGGUUUUGUUUUAGACAUCUCUUUUGGUUUUUGUGAAUAAUUCAACAGUUCUUCUAUGUCCACUAAAAUUCAUAUUUCAUUUUCUUGUGCGUUUGGACUGAAGGCAUGAUAGGAAACCCCUGCGAAUACUUGAUCUGGAUUGGCCAGUUCGGUUGAGCUGUAUUUUCUUGAUCAGAUGGGAAUCAGGGUUCUUCAAAUUGAGAAAAAAAAAGAAAUCAUAUUUGAUCAGUCAUCCGAUCUCACAUGGUUCAGCUGAUUCCCUUUCCAUACUGGACUGCGGACCUAGAAGGGGCCUUAGCCUUCUUGUAGACAGAUGAUUGUUACUUGCUAGCAAAGGAACAAGGCUGUGGCAGUAACAUAUGCGUGUUGGUAAUUCAAGAAAACAAGAGGACGCAAAGUCUUUUUUGUUGCUAGAGAUCACCGUAUACUUCCGUCUGGUGCUGCCUGUUGUGAUUCAUGACAAUGACCCGCCACAACAAUUGACUACAGUGGCCCCCUUGAAGCCUUUUUCCGCAUCUGGUGCUCACCAAUCUGUGGGAAUAAACUGAAGUAAAUGGAGGGUCAUUUAGGAUCAGUGCCAUUAUCCAAAAGAAAAGACAACAAUCUUGUGGGCUGCUGCUAGCGACCCUUGAGCAAUAGGUGACCCUGACCUUGUACACGCUGAUGGUAGUGGCAAUAUCAAUGACGAUGGGAAAGGACUCAGUCAGAAAGACACCAGCAGGAAAAGGAGGGCUGAAGGGUAACGUGAAUAUCAUUUGUGGCAAGUUUUGGACGUGCUGUAGGCAUCUUGGAUGUUAUGGCUGUGCCAGUGUCAUGCAUUGACAGUUGAAAGGGAGGACAUCACAGACUAUUCAAGAAAAGUGGCUUUGGAGUUCAGGUGUCAGUCAUCGCUGUGAGAAAUACAGUUAUCUGAGAGCCACCAAUAAUGAACCCUGGCAUAGAUCUAUGGCCAUAAGUUAUCUUUGUCCCACGGAGUAUGAACUUUGGAUGAUGAUCUAAUGAGUUCAAAGCCAAUUAAGGAUAUCUUACCCAAUUCACUCACGAGGUCCAUCAUGAUGAUUCAAUGGGCUCAUGGGCAAUUUAUUUAUUGGAUUGAACUCAUUACUGAAUGAGGUUCGACUGAGUACUCAGUGGGCUUUAUAGAACUGCUACAUGGAACCCAACCUGUUGUUGAAAUGUGUUCUAUUAUCAGUUGGGCCUCGUCCAUAUUUUUAGUGGAUGAAAUGAAAUUGGCAAUUUGUUCUUGAAUUAUUUGCUUUCAUUAACAUGUUUUGAUAUCGGGUCUAUUUUCAUUGCUCAACCAUAAAUAUAAAAAUAAUAUAAGAUAAAACUAUUAAUAUUAGAGUUUCAUAAGGACACCUUAGACUCAUGCGUAGUGCCUAAAAUAUUAAAAUUCAAACUAAAAAAAAUCAAGAUAUUAUAAAUUUAAGAGGCUUUUUCAGGAAAUUUGAAAAAAAAAUAUUAUUUCAUUGGAUAUGUAAUAUGUAGACAAUUAAUUUGGGAUAUUUCUUCGUGGAGAGAUGAUACUGAACAAUUUGGGAUUAAUGGGGAGUGAGUAAGUUCAAACAAUGAAUCAGAUAUAUGUCUCAAAGACAUUUACAUCAAUGCGAAACCCAACUAAAGUUUAGCUAAUAAAAGUAUGACGAUCAUGUCACAACUUCACCAAGGUACCCUUUGCCGCCCUUGAAAUGUUCUGGAUCUAAUUUGGAUGUGAAAGGAGUUCAAUCCUCCUGAAUAUUUUGAAAAGACAUUGAAUCUGCUGACUUCCUGGUGGUAUUCACGAGAAAUAAAUCGAUUAUCUAGUAUUGGCCUGCUUUCUGGCUGAUCUGAUAUUAACUUGCAUCAACCAGUUUAUGAGGUCAGUGUUGCUAUCAAGGGAAGAAGAUGAACGUGCAGCCCACUGGAGGAUGGAGGACGCAUGAAAAAACAGAGAAAAAAUAAAAUCUCAAUAGAACAGCUGCUGGGGUGUUGUGGAAUUCCCACGUCUUGGCACCUGCCUAUGACCUUAAUCUCCCUCCUAUCAUGACAAGACAUAUUGGGAUUGGUGUGAUGGGUCAUUUAUUAAAGUUGGUUUCGUCUUUGGAUGAAUUCUGAGAGGAUUACGAUGAUUUUUUGAUAAUUAUUGAUUCCAGAUUUAUUACUUUUAUUAAUCUUCGUAGAAAUAUGUGUAGUCUUCCAGAUGCCAAUAUAAAUAUUUUUCGCGAAGAAAAUCAGAUAAUUCUAUAAUCUAUAUAUUUUCUACCAAUAUUUUUUCUUACAGACUAGAUUCUUGUCCUAGAUAAGCAGUGAUAUUCAUACCUACCAGUACAGACGAUGCCUUUGCCUAACAUUUGAUUAUGCUCCCCUUUUUUAUGUAUACUUCAUGAAAAUUUUAAUUUUUCUCUUAAUACAUUUGUGAAGUCUUUUUUCUUUUGGUUGAUUUGGAAGUCUGAUCAUUCGUUAACAUAGUGUAGAACCAAAAUUAAGAAUCUAGCAACCUCAAAGUACAGGCCCCUCUCCUUCAAAACGAACAAAUCUCACUCAUACGAUCUCUUCAUGAGCCUACUUUGCAUUGCUACCAACGGUUGAAGAUGCUAUUAAUCUUACUAGGAACAAAAUCCCUAGUUCUAGCACCACUGUAAUUCUUCCGAUUAAUAUCAUCUACCGUAGUCCUUUGCUUAACAAAAGCUGGAUUAAAAUCUCUAAUAUAGACGGUGCAAAGUCCAAUACUACCUCAUGAUUGCAGAUUCAUAACUAGUUAAUAUCAUGCCAGCCAGGUCUUUUCUCAGCAUUUCUAUGCCAAUUUUGUUUUCAUUGCAUGAUCUCGAGUUUCUUAGUCACAAUUUUAGGAUUCUGAAGAUAAACAGAUAAUAGAUCAGUCACUUUGAUAACUCCGACUCACAUCUGAGGUUCCCCUCUAAAGUCAAGCCUUCCUUUCCGGCAAGUAAGAUGGUUUUCAAACUUUAGCUCAAUCUUUAUCAGAUUUCUAUGGAGAAGGGCUUUGGUAUGAGUGGAUGACGCAGAUAUGAAAACGAUAAUUUCUUUCCUCAUAGCCUAAGAGAGGAGGUACCCAUUUUACAUUCCUUAACUCCACUUUCAGGCCGACGACUAUUGUUUGUGCAUACUUCACCUUAAGACUGCUAGUCUCUUUCAAGGUCUCACGCAACGAUCAAAUCACAUACAACCGGUCAUUUAUCAACAAUAAAAACAUAGUGUCAUCAGCAUAGUCUUUCCUUCCUCCAUGGGGUUUGGAUUGGUUAUCAUAGGACAGAAGGGCAACUUGAUGUGGUUUGAGACUGAUUUUUAUGCCUAUUUUAUUAGUCAUAUUCCUUGAUAUAUUAUUUGUGUGUUCUAAAGAUACCAUUGAUACUAUUUUACGUUUUUACUCUAAUUUGUUUUUUUCGAGAAUCAACAAAUUUGUCCAAUCUGAUCUUGGUGGGUUCCGGCUCAUAUGACAGUUCAAAUCUGACGCUCAUUACCUUGGAAUUGAACUGAUGUUUUACAAAACUAUAGCAUGGCUUUUGUUCUUCAGGCCAGUUGAUCAUGGUGUCUACUCUAGUUCAUGCAAAAAAUACGUUUAUUCAUGUUUCUAGAGGGCCAUCUAUUGUUAAUUGUCACAGCAUAUUUGACUUUUGUUGGGAAAUGAACUUUUUGAGAAAGACUUUGGUACCCUGUUAGUUGGAAGAACUUAGCUUCAAGAUAGAUACGUUCAUUUUUAUACCGUAGCAUUUGGCUAUAAAUUCUAGCUUCAUUUAUGUUGGACUUUCUGUACUGCCUCCUGUUUUCAAUUGCUGACUUUUUGAAUGCGUGCAAGAUUUGUGGGUUGAAAUUGAACGAGAGUAGCAUACUAAUUUCAGAAACCUAUAGAUAGCUAAUUGAUUCACUUGACUAUCCCUUUGUUCAAUUACCUUUUAUCACAUGGAAGAAAAAUAAUGGAACUCAGCCAUCUAAUUCAGAUUUAGACCUGAUUGAACAGGACUGGUACCUUAAAUUUUAAUUGACGACCAGAACUGAUCAGUUUUUCAAUCCCUGCGUUACUCUACUUUCCUCACAUUUUUUUCCUCAGAUUCUUCUCAAGAAAAUCAAUGUGGAAUGCCAUUUUGAGAACUCAACUUUGUAUGAGAGAUUCGUCAGAUUAUUUCUUAUUUGUUUGUACUAGACUGUUUUUGAAUUCUAGAUUCUAUGAAUAUUCUGUGGAUCGUCUGUGUCAAUUGAUUUUAAGAGAGCAGUCCUGCAUUUUCCCUUUUUGCUAGUACUGUUUAUCUUUCAAUUUGCCUCUCACAUAUCUUAGAUCAAUGCAAGGUUGAUGUUACAUUUGCCUUGUCUUGAGUGUCUAUUGAGUGUUCCCCAUCUUUGUGGGAGUGUUUUAUGUUGAUAUACAUUGUACUCUGUUUCUCUCUCUUCCAAGUCUUUGCCUUUUUUUUUUUUGGAAGGCUUGCAGAAUGGUUAGUUAUUUCAUGUAUUGCAUAGCUGACUCAAUUGGUAGCUGACUCAGAAAGAUUUUGCCAAUUUUAUUGAUUCGGCCCCGUUUUUGUAAUGAAAUGCCCUGCAACAGUUGCAGAGGCAUUCCCUUUCGAUAUGUUAUGUUUGCAUGAUAGCAACAUUUACUUGAUUCAUCUGGCUGAUGAAACUGUCACUUUAUUUUAGUGAAACAAGCUUAAGAAAAUUCCAUUCUACAAACCCUCUGGUUUAUGGUUUUGUUGCCUUCCUACUAGUCUGAAAAGUUUUAAUCACUUUUGCAGAUAUAUGAAAUUGGAGGUGGUUCAGGAACAUGUGCAAAGUGUAUAAUGGAUUACAUGAUGUUGAAUGCACCCCCAAAAAUAUACAAUAAUAUGACAUACAUGUAUGCUCACUGGCUCUACUUCUAUGUUCGUUCAGUAAGUUUCACUUUUCACUACUUCUAGGGGGGGACUAUACAACAUUCUGUGGAGGAUACGGAAUGGGUAACUUUGUUCAGCCUAUUUGCGAUCCAAACCUUUUGGUCAUUUAGUGUUUAAUUAGAGGUACCUACAUAUAGAAAUAGGCCAUUUAUAUUUAUCAGGCAGUGUCCGAACAAUUGUUGAAAGUGAGCUUUUUAUUAUUCAAUUUUUUAAAGGUAGUCAGGAACUCCUUUUGCUUGUAUUUUUGGAUUUGAAACUUGAUAUGCUACAUUUACUGCGAUAGUGGUUUGAUAUGAUUAAAACUGGCAACGUUCUGAAACAUUAUUAUACAUGUAGAUCAGUAGAGAUUAGUCCUGCACUUGCCAAGAAACAACUGGAAACUGUUGGUGAUGUUCAAAGUCAUCUAUCACGCUACCACGUGGAAUGCCGUGAUGCAUCUGAUAGAAGUGGAUGGGGUAAGGUUUUGUAUAGUUUCAUCGUAUGAAAUAAAAUUUUCUUCCCAUUUGUUCACAUUCUGGAAACAAUUAUUUUCUCAUUCUCCUUGCCAGUUUUUUGUUAUAUGAAUACUUCUAUUUUAGAAUACGUCUCUUUAGGGAUAAUAAAUUCAAGGGAUAUAAGUGUCUCUGCAACUCAAAGUUGCAUUUCUAUUCAGGAAAACUUGAAGAACAUGAAAACUAGGAAUGCUAACGGCAUCUGACAAGGAAUAUGUGAUAUGUAAUAAACGUUAUUUUAACGAUAUACUCGUGUAAAUAUAUCCUCAGAACAUUUGGAUCUUUGCCUUGUGAUUGUAACUACAGUAUAUUGAGCUUUCCCUUAAUUUUCCAGAGUAUAGCUAGAAAGAAAACUUUCUAUUGCUUGACUCAGAGUUGCAGUAUAUUGUUCUUGCCAUGCUUGUUUUUUACUUUUCAAUCGACAAAAGCAUGUAUUAGGUAUGUAAAAAUUUGGCAGUUAUCUAUUUAUGCUUAGUUUAUUGAAUUGACAACCUAAUAAGAUGAUUAAUGUGACAAAUAAGGUUACAAAGGUUGUAAGGUGAUCAAGCACGCAUUUUUUUGCCACAGGUGCCUUUCCCUUUUCUCCUGUUUUAUUGGCCAGGAAAUUCAAAAACUAUGAGCUAAAUACUUUACCAUUAACCCUCACCUUUUUGCUUUCUCAUGCAUGAGCUUCAGAUGUAGGUUUUUAUUUUUUGCUUUGCUGUAACUUGUGUUGAGUCAAUGGUCAUUUUACUUCUGUGCUACUGUAAUUUUCAUGAUAAAGAUUGACCUUGGCUCUAUGUACAGAUGCACUCAAAUCCAUCAUACCAUUUUUGCUAAGUAUCUUUGAGUUUCCUGGCUUGUAUCUCAACAUCUUAUUUUUUAAAGCUUGAGGUGAAUUAGGAUCUUAUUUCUUUCUUUGGCUUGCGCAGGUAAUGUAGAUGCUCAACCAUGUUGGGUUAUAAUGCUUGAGGUACUCAGUCUUGUAGACAUCUUUAAUUCAUGUGUUAUUAUCAUUACUGUGGAAAAAAAAUAAUGAACGAUAACAAUAAGAAGACAGAAAGCAACUAUUUAUUUCUUCGUAAAUCCGCAAGAUCCUGAUUGGAACUGCUCAUGGGGCUUAUUUCUCUUUGGAGGAUGUCUGCAGUCUGUGUGGAAGAGACGACUAUAUCCUGUACAGAGUUGAAUAAAAUUGACUCAAAGCUUACACUGUGUCAUAGCAUUGGACUAGAAGGAAAUGAAAAAGCACAUAUGAAGGUUUUUGUAUAGGGCAGUGACAAUAUUAUUUCUUGCGACUGAAUCACUUCUAACUCUCCUGGCGUAAUUCUAAUUUGCACUAGUCAAUGUUGAAAUGAUUUUGUGUAUUUUAGGAAUCUUUGGAAAUAUCUUUGGAUUUUUGUAUUGUUGACGAGGGUUUUAUGCAAUACCUCUCCGUUUGAAUGCAAGGCUUAACUUUUUUCAUGACAUAUGGAUCUUAAGUUGGGCAGAAUAGGAAGAAAGCCUUCAUUUAUCCGGUCUUGUAGAAUGUUACUAUAUGAACAAAGUUGGAUAUUAUUGUUUCUAAUGCAAAUGUAAUCUUGCCAUCAAGAUUAGAAAAAAUAUUAAAAUGAUAAAAGGGCCAUAGGUUAUUUCCAUUACAAGUUAAAAUUUUAAGUUUUGUUGUAUUCCAUAAUGUUAGGUUUUCCCCCUUGUAAGUUUCUAUUUGGAGCCAUUUCUUUCAGAUGGUGAGUCUUCUGAUGCUUUAGUUUUUACCACCUGCCUCUCCUCUUAUUAUGGUCUUCCUCUCAGACAUAGAUAGAUUUAUGCCUCCUCUGAUCUAUGCCAUCAAUGCUGGAGACUUCGUACACAUCAUCUUGAGGUUAUUAUAACUGGACAAGAGUGAAGAAACGGGUACCAGGCCCUUUGUAAUGGCAUCCUAUCUUAGUGAUUCAUAGCAUGACGAUUUUAUAAAGUGUACUUGAGAUAAUGAUCGUAUUGGAACUGUGUAAUUCAAUUCAAUGCAGUAUAGUGAUACUGUAGAAAUUCCCAAUUGCAUUUGUUAACAUAAUAAACUCUUGGAAUUUAAAUUUAACAAUGCUUAACGUUUUGAAAUUUAUGGCAUCUAUAUGAUAGUAGUAGGAUAUUCUAAAACUCUCCUAAUGCAUGGAUUAUAACAGAAACGUCCAAUUUUGGCAAAUGCUUGUGCAUUAUUAAGUCAUAUCUUAAAAUUUAGCCUUUUUAAAUUGAAAAUUAUGCCAAGAGAUAGUUAAUUGACGAUUUGAUUUCUUAAGGGAAACUAUUUAACAGUCAAAGAUAGAUUAUUUAGGCAACAAGUUACAUCCGGCCUUCUUUCUUGUCUUUUUCUUCUAUCUCACAGACAUAGUCGGAUGGUGAAACCUAUCUCUCCCCUUGUUCCCCUUCUCUCCCUCUCUCUCUCUUUCUCCCACACACAUACACACACCCUUGCCUAUACCUUUUCCAGAUAUGUACUAUGAUUACUGUUGAUGUUCAGAAACUUACAGUUCAUAUCUUAUUUUUAGGUUCUUGACAAUCUUCCACACGAUCUUAUAUUCUCCCCAAAUCAGGUUUCUGCAUGGAUGGAAGUUUGGGUUGAGAAGGUGCAAGGGAGGUUUGUAUAUUUGUAAUUCUGUUACUACCUGAGCUACGAUGUUUUUUUGACGAAUUUUCAUGCUAUUCAUUUUUCAUUUGUCCUUCAUAACCAUGAACAAUGAAUUUGAAAGAAGAGUUCUCAUCAACUAAGUAAAUUGUGUGCCAAUUUGUGUCAAUUGCAGUCUCUCUUCUAAAAUGUUUGUGGUAGGAAGUUCAUACAAUGUUUUAUGAACAUGUAAAAAAAUUCAUGACGGAAACUCCAAGGUCAUAGAAGGGAUUAUGGCAUUGUCACGAGAAAAGUGAUCCAUGAUCUCCAAUCUUCUAUGAGAUGAUAAGCUGGAACUUGACUCUUUGCAUCCAAUGGAGGGAGCGUUACAUGUACGUAGACUGCAAAAUUCCUUUCAAUGUGAGUGCCAAACAUGAAGGGUUUAGCACUUGGCUGUUAAGAAAUGAAUGAAAUCCAACUUCCACUUGAAGAAUUAUAUUUCUUAAUAAUAAUCAUACACUAAUUAACGAAGUGGAUAGAAGAGGAUUCACUGAUGAUUUCCAUUUUAGUUAUUGACACUAGAGACUUUCACUAUUAUAUAAUUAACUAAGGGCUUUCCAUUCUAGUACACAGAUACAUUCUCUUCUUCUGGAAUCCAAGAGCAAGAUCUACUCAUCCGAAGUGUUAUAAUCAAACAUGGAAGAAACUGAAGACAUGUAUGGCUCAUUCUCCUAUUACUGUACUCAUCCUGAAGAUAUUCUCACUUCAUCUGGCAGUGAUAUUGAUCGAGAAUGUUUAAGCUACCAGACUUAUACUAAUUUUGGAAGAUGUCGAAAGCUUUAUGUUUUAAGAAACUCCAGUGACGAAAUUGAGUCAACAGAAAAAUGACGUAGAAGGUUACUCUGAAUUAUAUAGAGUUUUUUCGUGAAUUUUUUUUGAGAAGUCAUCAAAAAUACAUUCGUGGUUCUAAUGUUUCCAUGGGGGCUAAGAUAUGUAAGAGAAUUAGGCCCUCCAAUUCCAAAUUGGUAAAGAGUGGUCUAGAUUCCCUAUUGAAUGUGGGAUUAUUCUGACAUAUAUCCUCAUGUGCAGGUCAACGGUUUUAGGUUCUGUUAUGAUAACAAUAUAAAAGAGACCCAUAGGGCCCAAGGACAAAAGUUGGUAUCUUUAAUAUUAUCAAGCAUUUUGGAGUAAAAAGAAAUGUGAAGUAGAGAAGCCUCAGCACAAUUGGAUAUCAAGAACAGGGGUUGUGCACAUACCAAAAAUUACCUGCAGAUGUCUUAUUUCCAUUGUUCUCUAAUGAUGAAAAUAUAAUUAUCCAAGUUUCAUAGUUAUCUUUGUUACUGAAUUAAAUUUAGUUUAUCCGUGGCCACAAGAUAAAAAUAAAUAGGAACGCCAAUACCUAAUGAGGGUUAUCAGAUCCAUACAACUCUGAUACAGAAUGCCACCAGUCCUGUCAACAAAAUGAAGGCUGUUCUAUUAUAUGACCGUAGGGAUGAGUGUAUGGGUCGGACACAAAUGAUAGAUGUGACAUAAUGGAAUUUUGACUAGAAGAAUCAAGAUGAAAAAAGUAAAGUGAAGUAUGAUUUUAUGCAGCCAAAUUCCAACAAAACUGUAAAGAACGUUUCACUAAAUGUACAUCAAGUGAGGUUUGCCAUCUUUGACCAAGUUAGUGUGAUAUAGAAUCCACAUCCAAUCCAGGUCUGUUGAUCCAGCCAAGUCAUCAUUGUCUAACAGUUCGGAAACAUUGGAUAAUGCAACUCGCAUACAGCUUGUCAUCUAUUGUAUACGUCACAGGCUAAACAAGGUUUGAGACUGUUUGAGAUUAAACUAGUUUGUUUGAGUCGGAUCAUAGCAUUGGGGUUGCCAUUUUCUUACAUGGGCUGACUUCUAAAUCUGAAAGUCUCGUUUUCCAUUAUUGGAUGCCACUUCUAAUGCUCAAACUUCUAUGAAUUAGCAAUUCAGAUGGAAUAUCUAUUUUUAGGAAUGCUUUCUACAUUUCUGUGUAAAUGGUAAGUAGAAGAUUUUAAUCUAUUCCAACCGAUCACCCAUUCUCACAGGCAUUUUAGCUAAAACCUUCUAUAAGAAUUUAUCAGAAGUUACCUUCUCGUAGAUUUGUGCCAUACCAUUGUUUUGUUGUCGGGAAGAUUAUUGAAUCAAUAUCCACUUGAAAAAACGGUUGAUAAAAUUGUUCGAUCAUUAUAUCAAGCUGAUCCCAGAAUGACUGAAUAAAGCUUUUGACAAUGUUUUUUAUGUUGAAUUGAUGAUUAACUCGGAGUUACAAAAGGUUUUCAUUUAAGACCUAGGUGAUAGAUAAAAUUUUUGGCACAUAAUGUGGAUGCUGGGUAUUAUAUAUUCUAAAAAGGUUCUCCAGACAUCACCUAUGUAAAGAAGAAAGAUAAGGUGUUCGAAUAAAGAUAAAUAAACAUGAUAAAUAGAGUCUGAAGACAUACCAUAAAACAUUCAUACACAGAAAAGAAAAAAAAUGUGCGGGAGCUUCCUUGAAACAUUCAUUGAUCUACUACUAUAAUUGUUUCAUCAAUAAGAUAAAUUAUUCCCUGGCGCCCAUUGUGAAAUUCUACUUAGGCCCAGACAUUGGCCUGCUUAAUUCCCUCUCUACUACUGCGCAUAUGUGUGCACAGGAAAAAAACAGAAGUGGGUAAAGAAAUACGUGAGAAUCUGGUCUCUUCACUGUAGUCGGAAAUGACGGAUCACUGAAGAGCAUUUACUAAAGUUUCUAGAAACAACUGCAAGUAUGUACUUGUUUCCUGAUGCUUGUCUCCUUAACUUGUAUCUACAUAAUGCAAUGCUGGCCUGUGUUCUGCAUGUCUUCCUUUACAAACUUGUAUGACUUUGGUCCACAUUAUGAGCCUUUGUGCUCAUGAUAUCUAUCCAAUGUGCUACUUUCAGUAUCUGCUCAGUUGGUAGCUGCAUCAAUUUAGGCAUAUCAGGAGCAUUCAUUGCAUGUUAAUCUGCUCACUCCUUAAAAUUCUCCGAUAUAAUAUUCCCUGUCUUUUGAUAAGCGCAUAGAUUCCCAUUUAUUAAUGAGCAUGUACACAAUCAUAUGACACUGUUCAAGCGUCCAUCUUGUCUUCACACAUUGUGAUGAUUCUGUUUCCUAUAUACUGCAUGGUGAGACAUUUUUAAUUUUGGUUGAUGAUAGUGACUCAGUAGUAUUUUUAAGUGUUCCCAUUUUGUAUGCUCUCCUAUAGUGGGUAUUUCUGUAUUUAUCGUUCCUUAAACUUUUAGAGCAAGUUAUCAGCAGUAUUUUCUUAAAUUGUAGUGGGCUAUUCUGUUCUGUACUGUCCUCCGUUUGACUCAUUUUAAUAGUUCCUAGUCAUAUCUUAAUUUCCUUGACAUGUAUUGCAAAACGUUAAUGUAUUGUCUGAAACUAAAUCAUCCAGUUGCCUUGAGAUGUGGAUCCGCCUUUUGAUGUUGCUCAUUUAUUUUCAUUUCUGACAGUGGAGAAAUCUCGGAAAUUUAUAAACCGGCUCUAGAUCCAUUGAUUACUCGUUGCAUUGAGAUUACUGGAAUGGACAAGCAGAAUGUUGCUCACGAUAAUCAAGUACUUUCUUCACUGAAGCAUGUCUGGUCAAAAGCAUUUCCAAAGUCUCGAAGAGCUUGGAUGCCAACCGGUUGUUUGGUAUGGGCAAUUUCAUACCUCAUGGUCUACUUCUGUGGGCAUCUAUUCACGUGUCAUCUUGUGCACAUAAUCAUACCGUCCAUGGCGGCGUUUAUUAGCUGAAUGUAGACUUGAUUGUUGAUCACAUCAUAGUAGACAUGAUAAAUGUCACUGGCGGAUUCUACAUUCAUUAUACAUUCGAAAGAGUAACAAUCUGGCUGAGGAUCACGGGGAAAUGAAAUUUCUCUCGUAGAUAUCAAUUUGAUCUCUAGCAUUUCGUACAAAGUUUCCAUGUACAUGCAUCAGGAAUUUUUUAGUAAAGGAAAAAAAUGUGAGGAAGUAUUUGGUCUAUACUGGUUUAGUCAAAGCGUUCGAAUGCUGUGUUCAAAACGUUAAUUACACAUAAUCUUUGAUGUAAGUGCGCACGAAAUUUGCAGGUAUAUUUUGUCUGUGCAUGCCAUGCAUGGAAAAUGAUCUGCUGGGUCUAAUCCUGCUACCUUUAUACAUGAAGUUUAUAGAAGUAAGACUGUAGUGGUGGACUCAUGUUGUCUCCUUCCUCUAUGGUGCCUUAGGGCCUUGAGUUUCCAUCUUGUAUGUUGAUAAACAUGUGGCUGAUAUUUCGUUCCUGAAGCUGGAGUCACGUGGUGAUGGGUUUUAGUCUCUCUUUCUUACUUUGUCUUAGUUUUGUGUAUCUUUUUUAUUUUUAGGGGAUUUACAUUCCCAGUUCAUCAUAUCUGAAAUUCUUUAAUUUAUUCAACCUUCGAAAGAUGGCGUUAUUAAGGGAUACUUAUAUGACAGUAUUUCGUUCGAAUAUUGAUGUGAAAGGUCAGUGACAUGCCUUCCUCAUGUGCAGAAAUUGCUCGAUGUUCUUCACUGGGCCCUACCAAACAUGUCCCUGAUCGCCUCUGACUUCAGUUACCUCCCUGAUGUUAGAAUAUCUGGUGACGGAGCUCCUCUUGUUUCUGUCAAGGUAAUUGUCUCUCCAACCGUCUAAACUAUCUCGCCAUGAAUAUCUGUUUCUACAGAAGUAAUAUUCUUUCCUCUUAGUUCAGUUGUAAUGACGUCACACCUAAGUAUCAGGAUCAUUGAAGCAUUUAUGUAAAGGCUACUUGCUUCCCAAGAAAUAGAUUUAUUCUCUGCUCAGGUCAUAUGCUCUUUUUUAAUGCCUUAAAAUAGGUGGGGUGCUGUUGUUGUACUUUCCCCAGUCUGUUUGAUUCUUUCUUAUUCGGUCAUGUUUGACAUAUUUAUUCACGUUUAAUGGGGAUCUUAUAGGAAUUUCAAUCUAAUGCUUUUAUUUGCCUGACUGCUGAAGAUAACUAAUAAUUUGUGCUUCCAUUGUAUAUUAAAAGGUUUAAUCACUCUAACUUCAAAUCUUGCAUACAUAUUAUAUGCCCACAGUACGUUUUUCCCUUUCCCAAUGUAAGGAAAAUAUUUAACCAUUUCUUGGUUUCAUGCUCCGAAGAAGCUGACAGAUUGUGAUAUUCAGUCCUUUCCUGGUCUCUCACGGGUAGUCAUCCUUGGUCGAGAUGUAUCAAUCUGAUUUCAACUUUCUCACAGCAAAGUGCGUUGAUAUGCCUCAGGCAACAUAUAGGACUGUCUACAUCAUUUUCAAUUUCUGCUUGCCAUAAAUAAACAAUAGAUUGUACAUUAUUUGGACUUGGGGUUUCUUGACGUUCCUAGUUUCCUAUGGAUAUUUAAUCCAGAUUGCAGUUUUCUGAUGUUUGUGAUUGCAUUUUGAAAUAGCUCCAGAUUGUUGUUAAGUAAAUUUAAUCCCGUUCAUUGUUUCAAUAACUUUACUUUAUGCUGAAAGAUGGCAACAUUCCUAUAUUAUAGUAGGCUGACAUCAACUUCUCGUUUAUUAUUAACAUCAUAGGGUUUGUGUUUGUUACUCUGCAGAAAGAUGGGCGCACUAUAGACUACGAUAGCUAUCUUGAUGCAAAGGUCUGCCGUCAUUACCUUUUCCAAUUGGAUAACUGAAUGUUUUUGCGUUCCUAUUAUAAAUAUGAUUGUUAUUUACGAGCAAAGCUGCGGUUCGUCAUGUGAUGGCAGAUAAAUUGGACAUUAUAAAAGUAUUAUUUUGUUCAUGUUGGCCUUGAUAUUUUUGUGGUACAUGGCUUCAUUUCUUUAUUAUGACUCAAAAGAGGCUCCAGCUUCAUUCAUCUAUGGUCAUAAAGGCUAGAACAUGAAUGAAUAUAGAGAUGAAGACAUUGUAUGAUCACGCAUCCCUUGUUUCUGUUUUUCUUCUUUUGUUAUCCUUGCGGUUUGGUGCAUCAAAGGCUACUUGUUCAAUGUUCUUUUGCUCUUUGUUCAGAUCACGUCACAGUUAUAUGAAGUAUAUUGUUUUUUGGGUUUAAGCUUUUCUAAUCGAAAUUCUGUUUUACUUGGGUAGCUUACAACAAUUAGCCCUCUCCAAGAUAAUUUUAGUAAAUUUCUAGAACAGCUAAACUCAUCGAUAUUAAACCGUCGUCAAGGUAGUCUCCUCCAAGAUAGGGUUGAUGGCCACCCCAAAAAAGUCCUAGAUGGACCUAAUUGUCGAACUCUGUGCACUAAAUGGGGACGAUGCUUCCCCUACUAUCGCAAGACAUGAGGGAGGAUAAGAGAGACCAACUUUUGGUGCCUUCUACCGAACCCCGCUACUGGUUACUCUGGCCCCUGAUGGCAAGUUAUGGUAGGAGCAUACACAAUGACAAUUAAGCAUCCUAUUGGUGAAGUUUUCUCCCCUUGUUCAUCUUCAAUGAUUAGAUUAAUUGUCGAUAGUGGGUCAAAGUAGGCAAGUCUGGUGACUGACACUCGAACAUUUUUAGCAACAAGGCAUCUAGUUUCAUUUUCUUAUUCCAGUUUUCCCAGUCUCUUGAAGAAAUGUUCUUUUUGCUUCUGUUUAAUGAAUUUCUAUAGGAUCUUCACUUUGGAUCUUUUAGUUGUUACAUUCCCAUAUUUGUGCUCAUGAAAUAUAUAGAUUAGGAAAAGCACAUAAGGACAAAGAUAGCAUGGAAUCUAGGAGAUUACGGUAAAUAAUUUUUUAUAAACACUGAACUAUUUAAACCAAGCAUUUAUCUACUUCAACUUUAUUAUGGAGGAAUGCUUUUCUGAAAAUUAGUUAUCCUCAUCUUAUUGAAACUUCAGAUACUCUCCCUUUUGGAUUCUCUGCGCUGCCUUAGUUGUAGAAGUAAAUCUUCUCUCCUGACAGUUCACAUUUUUCUCAUAAGAGUAGCCUAUUCUUUCUGACAGGGGGAUGCAGAUAUCUUCUUCCCAACAGAUUUUUCCAUGUUGGAGUUGAUUGAUCACCACUGCUCUGGAUGGCUGAAUCAACAGCCAGGUUCCAAUUCAUCAAGGCCCAUUAAGAAGAGGAGAACGAUCACAGUAUGUUCUAUUUAUCAUAUUCUAUGUGUAUUACUCUCACUGUAUACGGUAGCAUCGUAGGCUCCAGUCUAGCCUUUACCCAGCUCUUCAUGUGAGCCUGACUUGGACUACAUCUCUUGGGCUCUUCUGGAUCUGGGCUGCAUUGGCGGUGCCAACCUCAUGCCGUUCUACUCUCUCACAAUUUUCUGCACAUUUUAGUGAUAAAAGUGUUAUUUUUUUCUUUAAAUUUCGUUUUUCUGAAUGUUACCUUGUUUACAUCAAAUGUCGUUAUCAUGCAGCUUGAUACAGCUUCAUUCAUGGAAGAAUUUGGUUUGCCAUCAAAAACAAGGACCAAGGAUGGCUACAAUCCCCUUCUUGAUGAUUUCAAGAACACCAAGUUUUAUCUGAGCGUGCCAACAUACAAUGCCAAAUAG